UGUGUGUGUGUGUGUGUGUGUGUGUGUGUGUGUGUGUGUGUGUGCACGCUUUUGCCGGUUUGUAUCUAUGCAUGUAUUUAUGUAUUUAUGCAUGUAUGUAUGUAUGUAUGUACAUAUAUAUGCAUGUAUGUACAUAUGUAUGUGUGUGUGUAAUGUAAGUGUGUACGUAUGAAUGUGUGCGUCUUUUAGUGUAUGUAUAUCUGUGCACAUAUUCACGGCUUAUAACGAACCAACAGAACGUGAUGCCGUGUUAACAAGUAUCACCGCGAAUUACCUUUUUUUCUGGGAGCCGCAUCUCGUCGUCAGUAGCGAGCAGGACCAGGCACUCGACAGAACUGAAACCAUUGCUGAUACUGGAUAUUAACAACCUCACUUCCGAUGAGCAGACGGCGCAUUUUUGUUUUCUUCCUGUUGGUGCUAAACUUGUAUUUCUUGUACAAGUCGGAUGUGCUGAUGAAAAUCCGGGAGAAACACGCCUUGUCUACUUCCCCCUCCCUAUCCUCCUCCUCCUCCUCCUCCUCCUCCUCCUCCUCCUCCUCCUCCUCCGCCCCUCGACAGUGCACGCCGCGGCUCCUGUUCACCUCCAGCAGCAUAGGACGCCUGGGCAACAUCAUGGGGGAGUAUGCCACACUCUGGGGCCUCGGCAGGGCGUUCAACGUGAGCGUCCUCCUCCAUCCGGACAUGGAGGGAAAACUCCUGAAGAUUUUCCCGUAUUUGUCGAUGGACCGGUUGCCAGCAAGUUGCAAGAGAGGCUGGACCACACUUGACAAAACUUACAAAUUUCCGAAAAACCAAAGCCUGUUUGAGUCAGCAGCCGUGGGACUCCUCGGUCCGGGGAAAUUCAUGCUCGGAGAUAAUCCGGUAAAAGUUCAUCUGUUCCAUCCAUUUCGUGAGGAUCUUAUACGCGAAUUAACAUUUUCUCCAAGUCUCAGAAAACAGGCGAAUGAUAUCUUGACACAUGUGAAGAGAAAAGUGAAAACGAAGUCUCCAGAAAUCACCUUUGUGGGAGUUCAUAUUCGUCGAACUGACUAUAUCAAAUAUAUUAAGAAAUACAACACAACCAUACCCAGCCAAGCCUAUUACGUUCGAGCUAUGAAAUAUUACCGCGAGAAAUACAGUCACCCUGUCUUCAUUAUGGCGUCAGACGAUCCUAAAUAUUGUAAGAAGGCAUUUAAAACCUUCAAAGACGUCGUUGUAAUACAAGGAAAUCGAGAACUGGACAUGGCAACCCUAGCAGCUUGCAACCACUCCAUCAUCUCCGUGGGCAGUUUCUCCUUCUGGACUGGAUACCUUUCUGGAGGAGAAGUCGUUUAUCCCAACAAAUCGUACUCCUUGAAGUACUUACUGAGUCCAGAGUACGUGAGAAAGAGCCAUUUGGACUUUUUCACUCCCCUGGACGAAUGAAAGAUGGGUUUGGGAAAUGCGUAGGCUGGCGUAAAGCACUGGAGGACAUUUUGUUUGGCGUUUGUUUGCCAUUCGGGUUAAUUGAGUAUUGAUGUUGUUCUCCACUUGUGUCUGAGUUGGAUUGAGAUGAACAUAAUACUGCGAAGGAAAAUAUUAUGGGAGACUUCCUGGGAAUGCCUGUGUUGUCUCUCUCUCUCUCUCUCUCUCUCUCUCUCUCUCUCUCUCUCUCUCUCUCUCUCUCUCUCUCUCUUCGUAGGAUGGCGUAAACCACUGGAGGACAUUUUGCUUGGCGUUUGCUUCGAGUGCGUGAGAAGGCUUAUGCGUAUUUACUUAUUUUCUUGUUUAGUGUUGCUUCUUGAGAAAUAGCGCUGUUUCCCAAGUGGUAGAAUGACCAGAUGGGAACUCAUUCUCAAUUUUUUUUAUAUAUAUCAUUAUCACCUUUAGCUUUUGUAAAACAGGAGCACAGAUAGGUAAAGCUAGAUAAAGAUAUAGAUGAGUUUCUAUUUAUACAAAUAAAGAGAGAUCAAAGGAAACAGACAGAUAGAUUAAGAGCUAAAAAGAGAUAUUUAAGAGAGUGGUAAGGAAAAGAAAUAAACAGGCAGAUAAACUGAUAAAGAGAGAUAGAGACAGAAGAUAGGUAUAUUGCUUAUAAGAGGAACGUAAGGAGAGAGGAGAAAAGGAAGGGAGGUAGAGAGAGGUAUAUUUAGAGUAAAAAGAGAAAGAGGGAGCGAAAUAGAUAGAGAGAGAGAGAGAAAAGAAAAGAGAGAGACAGCGGCAUAAAGAGACAGACAGACAGAAGAAAAAGGAGAAGGAGAGGAUGAGGGGAAGGGAGAGAGAGAGAAAAAAAUAAAGAAAA
Penaeus indicus is the source of this 2260-nucleotide messenger RNA. RefSeq names its product galactoside alpha-(1,2)-fucosyltransferase 2-like. Gene Ontology annotation, cellular component: membrane. Bases 379 to 1404 code for a protein of 341 amino acids. Gene Ontology annotation, biological process: carbohydrate metabolic process. Gene Ontology annotation, molecular function: galactoside 2-alpha-L-fucosyltransferase activity. The transcript has 9 exons. NCBI's taxonomy places the organism in Eukaryota, Metazoa, Arthropoda, Malacostraca, Decapoda, Penaeidae. The record is from RefSeq and is a predicted model, not a curated record.